UCUCCGGCACGGCGACCGUACGAGAAAUCUAGAGGAAAAACCAACAAGGGGAAAUUCCUCCGCGCAGCGCGCCAUUGACUGUAAAGACCUUUCAACUUAACAAAAACUGAAGUUGACAAACGUAUCCCCGUCGGCUGAAACUGUGAGAAAGAGUUUGUUUUUUCGGCGAAGGGGGCAAAGCAGAAGAAGACGAUGCUGCACACGGUGGAGGUUUCUGAGUACGCUGGCGGGUUUCGGUAAAUGAGCGACGGCUGUACCGCGGCGUUUUGUUUUGAUUUCCAUGUGAAAUGCAAUUAGUGCUCCGCGGUGCUCGCUAGUUUGGCUCGCGGAGCGGAGCACACUCUGAACUUGUUUCUCGCCUCGGGAGCACAACAUGGAGCAUUAUCAGGAGGAUCUGGGACUCCGGGCCAGUAAUUUAAUGCAGGAUCUUUCCUUGUACGAUGCGUAUAAAGACGGGAUGUACAAUUCGAGGAGAGACUUGGUGAUUAACCCCGAUUUGGACUUUUCGGCUCCGGCGGUAGCGGAGCAUAAAAGUAAGCCAAUGAAUGGCACCUCUGUGCUUCACCAGCAGCAUCACACAGUGGAGAAUUUCACGUCUUUAAACAAAGUGUACAACGCGGCUCCGGUGCGCCCCGUCAAUUGCAACCGGACCGUGCCUGUGGAUUUUUGUGCCCCUCAGAGAGACGCGGUUUAUAGUGAAGAGGGCUGCUGCACCAAAUCCGAAGUGGCUUUGCCGUGCUACACGGGCGCUUCAGAGAGGCACAGGAGGUACUCUCUGGAGGUGCAGGGCCACAGGUACAGCACCGGCUCCGCCUUCGACGGCGUGCCCCUCAACAAACCGGUGGCUCUCCCCGGCAACAGGUGCAACAGUGUCUGCAUCACCAGCAGCCACGACGGGAGAUACAACGCCACCAGUCCUCGGUCCAGCCUGGCAUCCUCUCUGUCUUCUCAAGAGCAGAGCAAGCAUGCCAGCCCGAGGUCGAGCAUCAGCAGCCCGCGCACUAGUUUGGUGGUACCGGGUCAGGACAGGUACACGAGCCCCAGGUCUAGUUUGGUCCACUGCGAGGGCAACAGUGUCCUCAGUCCCAGAUCCAGCUAUGCAAGCACCGCCAGCGACACGAGUAAACACUCCAGCCCCCGGGCCAGUCUCAACAGCUGUGACUGCUGCAGCAAGCCCAGCAGCAACCGCACCAGCGGCAUCAGCAUGGGCUACGACCAGAGGCACACCAGCCCCAGGUCGAGCACGGCGAGCCAGUACUCCUUCACCACCAGCCCGAGGUCCAGUUACUCUGACUCGCGGUACGGGCCCGUGGUCAACCAUGAUUUAGAGGGGGCGAUUUUACACGCUGCGCCGCUGGCGAGUCCCCGUUCGAGCAUCUGCAGCCAGGAUGGGAGCGCAAGACCGGGGGCCACCGCAAACUGCGUGGUCAGUCCCCGGUCCAGCAUCUCCAGUCACAGCUCCAGAAGUUCCCGCAGCUCCAGGGGGUCUAUGAGCACCUACCCCGACAUGCAGCUGCCCUCACCCAGGUCGUCGAUGCUGGGAAGCAGUUUACACGAGGAUACGCUGCUCCAGGAGUUUGGAGACUCCAACGGGAUCCAAAAUCGCAUCCAUCUCCAGGGGCUUUCGGCGGUGCCUGAGCCCCAGCAGCAGUCAGCUCAGACGGGAGGGACUGCGGAGAUGACUGCGGGGUCGCCAUCGUCAUUUAAUUAUGGGAUGUCCUCAAAAACAGCUUCCUCGGGCCAGAGGUUUAAGCUACCUUACCAGGUGACCCCCAGCCGGGAAAGCGGGCCAAGCCAGGCGGAGAGACGGCUGGAGGCGCUCACCUUGGAGCUGGAAAAGGAGUUAGAGAUGCACAUGAAAAAGGAAUACUUUGGUAUCUGCGUCAAAUGUGGGAAAGGUGUAUAUGGAGCCAGCCAAGCCUGCCAGGCCAUGGGGAACCUGUACCACACAAAUUGCUUCACUUGCUGCUCCUGUGGGAGGAGGCUGCGAGGGAAAGCGUUCUACAACGUUAAUGGGAAGGUGUACUGUGAGGAGGAUUUCCUGUACUCUGGUUUCCAGCAGACGGCUGAGAAGUGCUUCGUGUGUGGUCACCUCAUCAUGGAGAUGAUCCUCCAGGCGCUGGGCAAGUCCUACCAUCCAGGCUGUUUCCGCUGCGUGGUGUGUAAAGAGGGUCUAGAUGGAGUGCCUUUCACCGUGGACGUUGAGAACAACAUCUACUGUGUCAAAGACUACCACACGGUCUUUGCCCCCAAGUGUGCCUCCUGCAACCAGCCCAUCCUUCCAGCCCAGGGCUCUGAGGAAACCAUCCGGGUUGUUUCUAUGGACAAGGACUACCAUGUGGAGUGCUACCACUGUGAGGACUGUGGUCUCAAGCUAAACGACGAGGAGGGCCACCGCUGUUAUCCACUGGAAGGUCACCUGCUCUGCCACAGCUGCCACAUCCAUCGGCUGUCGCAGGUCCCUCCCCACCCGCCCCCCAGCUACCCUCUCCAUGUCACUGAGCUGUGAGGAGGAGGAGGGUGGGCAGCAACCAAGCCCUGCCUCCCAGGUGAUCUGGGACACCAGCAGUGGGCAAAAAAAAAAAAAGGCCUGCACCCCCUCCAGCAGUUCCAGGGAAGCCUCUGUGUGGCCAUCUGAGCUUCUGCCCCUGUUCUCAACUGGACAGCCAGGCCGUGGACUAACACACACUGUGCAGCUCCCACCAUAAGCCCUGCUGUCACAUGACAGGGCUGGGAAAAAAGGGUCCCCCUCCUCCUCCAUCUGUGGUCCUUUCCUCCCCCCUUCCCCUUGGGUGCCUAACCCUGAAAGCCAACACGCCGGCUCAUCCAGAGGCCCCUGGUGACGUCACACCCCCUGACCCCUGCACAUUCAUCAAAGAGAGGGUUUUUGGAUCGGAGGAGCGAUCGCAAGCUCGUCUCCUUCCUUGCUUCCCUCUCUUCCUUUCCAUGUUUUUCAUUCCUGCGCUCUGACUGAAGCGGUUUACCGCAGCCGAUUCACCAGCGCUGUCACGUCUGAGAACGCUGCUGAUCUCUUCAUCAGGGAGGCCAGGGAACGAGCCACUACAUUCCAGUGCUGGCUGGACCGGACAGGCCCCAGGGUGGGCAUGCUGUGCCUUCUGAGCGGGCUCUCUCUGUGCAGCUAUUAACACUGAAAUGGAGCCCUGCUAAAGGCUAUGCAAAGGACACCCAGCAUCUUGACACAGGGCUGUGAGAAAAAGAAUAAAAAAACUGUUGACUCAUCGCUCCUCUCCCUGCACCACCCCAACAUAACAGAUGCACCGUAGCACCACAAGCCCAGAGGACCGACUGACAUUCCACUUAGAUGAGCUUAGAUGAGACCUUGAGAGAUUCACAAGCAGUGUCUUAAUUAAUGAUUAUAUUAUGACAGAAAAAGAAAAUUUUAGAUGCACAUAGAUUGUCUUUUAUAUAUGAAUAUAUAUUUUGCAGAUGUUUUCCACAUAAGAUCCUAGGUAUAGAUUCUUGUUUUUGUUUGGUUUUUUUUUGUUGUUGUUGCUGCGCUCAUGAUAGAUUCAGAGGUGAAACACGCUGUCUGUCACGCAGUCUGAAGCCUCUGAAGACUUUGGCUCUGUUGUAUCAUUUCUCCUCCAGGACACAGAGCCUCUCCAUGUCUGUCCGUGGGUCGGAGGUCCACAGGCUUUGUAGGAGCAGGCGUGGCUCAAUUGGUAUUUGCCUGCAGUUGUUUUAUUCCACUUUGAGAACCAGAUGACUAUUUCCCAAAUGUGACAGCAAAUGAGCUUGUUUCACAUAACAUAACCCCUCUUUCCAUCGACUGCUGACGGCCAUAACACACACUGUCAAACAUUUCUGCACACUUUCAGCUUGAUUUUCUUAUCUUUAAUCUUAAGCACUGUACUUAUUGUAAAUGUAAGUGAGAAACAAAGUGAAAUGAAAAAGUUUUUAACUUUGAACUAUAAUUAGAAAUGGCAUAGAUGGAUAAUUAUAUCUAUUUGCAUUACAGUUGAUUCUAGCACGCUUUUAAUCAGUUUUAAUCAUACAAGCCAAACACAUUAACCUUUCCUGCACAUUGACUUUAAUGGUGCAGUAAUUUAAUGUGAUAGAUUUUGUUUUACUAUGUGUUGUAGUUAAUUCCUACAAAAUUAAUCUGUCUUAACUUUCGGCCAUUCAAAAAACUCAUUCUGACUUUCUGUCAGCGGUCUCACUGUUGUGCCAAAAUAUCUCACAGAGCUGUAAGAUUAGGCUUAAUCUUUGAGAUUUUACCAAGAAGUAAGUUUUUAAAUUCAGAGAUUUAGGCCUUUUGGUGGAACAUGAAAAGACACUGAGCGGUUAUCAUAUAGGGCUGAGCGUGUAGAAUGUAUGUUAAAAACAUACAGAAAGAUUGAACAGGCCAUUGUACACCAUGUUGUGUGCUACAGGUGCCUCCUCAGAGGAGACAAAGAUGUGGACUAUUUACUGUUUGAUUUAUACCAUUUCAUAAAAAUAGCCAUGCACAUGUGUCAGUAAACUAUUCCGUACUUAUACAGGAAAUCAUCUGGAACCAGCCAGAAGGAAGGAAGUACAUUCCUUCAAACAAGAUAAAUGUGAAAGGUCUCAGGUGAAUUUGAAAGUAAUUUUCUGUCAGUGGCUUUUCCCUCACCACUGUCUGACUCUAUCUAGUACUCAAAGAGGAACAAAACAUUGCAUGAUUAUUUUCAAAUACCUUUUGCUCCAGGUCUGUUCAGGACACUGUUUCCUUGUAUGUUUUCCAGACAUUGGUUUUUGUCACAUGAGCACUGAGAACACAGUGCGUUCCUAUGAGGAACCUUCACUUGUUCGCAUGCCUUAAGACAGAACAGGUAUGUUUGUGUGUCUCGUUCAGGGACCUGUAUCACGGAGCAAGUUCAGCUUAGUCUGGCUCUCUUGGGGUUAUCCAGCUCCACAGAGCCUAACAUCAGCCGUCCUGGACAACCUGCAUCAUGAGGCUGGUUAUCAGCUGGCUCUGUUAACUCUGGGACACUAUGCGUGUGACAAAUGGAAAGCUUGGAACAGAAAAACGAUUCUGCGCAUCACUUUAUUGUAAACUCUUUUUGUCCAUUUUGGGGUCCUGUAGGAAUGAUGGCUCUGUUUUUCCACUGAUUUGAUUGGUCAGUGUGGUGUUUAAUCUGAUCCUCUGAAGUUCACCACCUGCUCUGGAGCAGGUUAGCUGUGCAGCAGACGUUACCAUGGUGAUCUACCCUGGUUAAGAACGAGCCAGCUUUGUGAUACCAGAAAACCUGAGUUAAGCCCAAAGAUAGCUGGAUAACCCCCUAAUCUCGCUUUGUGAUACAGCCCCCCCCAGUCUGCUGUUUUGGUGUGUGGGGGUGUGUACCCCUGAAAACUUGGAGCUGCUGGUCCCACCCAUGUUUUUAGGGAGUAGCCCCCCCCAACCACUUUCCCUUGCUGGUUGUGUGCGUCUGUUAAUGUGUGUGUGUGUUUGUAUGUGGGCAGGCGCUUGUAUGGAUGUGUUUCAGUGAGUACUGCGUGUAUGUGUGUAUAUGCAAAACAAAAUCUAUGUGAGACAGAAGAAGAAAAAAACAAAAAAAACUUGAAACUCCGAGCUGUGGUGGUGCUGGAAGAAGAGUGUCAGCCCUCUCCACUGGGUUUCUGUUAUGAAUGAGUUUUAUUGGAUUGGCCCUCAGUAGAUCAUUCCCUUUACAUGAAAGGACGAAAGCCAGAAUCCAAGAUCCUUUAGGGAGCUUCUGUUUUUGAGGAAAACUCUGCUUCAUUCCCACACCAAUCAAAAAUCUGAGCUGCUGCACAUUUAUGCAGAUAAACCCCAACGUGUGCUUAUUUCAGAUAUGAGCAAAUUGUGUAAAUGUCUUAAGUAUGUAUUUGAAAGUGUGCAUUUGUGUGUGUGAGUGUGUGUGUGUGUGUGUGUG
Molecule: messenger RNA, 5876 nt
Organism: Toxotes jaculatrix (banded archerfish)
Lineage: Eukaryota; Metazoa; Chordata; Actinopteri; Toxotidae
Product: WT1 interacting protein
Exons: 8
Coding region: 374-2509 (711 amino acids)
Biological process (GO): positive regulation of miRNA-mediated gene silencing; cytoskeleton organization; response to hypoxia
Cellular component (GO): transcription regulator complex; nucleus; adherens junction
Molecular function (GO): transcription corepressor activity
Source: RefSeq, a predicted model, not a curated record